CCCCGCCAAGCGCUGCGAUCGCCAUGCGGCUGCGUCCUGGCGCUCUGCUGACCUUCCUGGCGUUACCCAUCUUCCUGACCUUUGUGGUGCCACGGGGAGACAGGAGCACCCUGCGGCCAGAAAGACAAAAACACUUCACUGCGAGGCAAGCGGAAGGCAGUGAUGCCGGCGUUUCGACGAAGGAAACCAAGGGCAAAACUGUCGCAGAGUCGCUCAAAGUAGCAGAGAAAGCAGACGAGAAGGAGAUGAAUAUCUUUGAAACCGGAGCUUUGGGAAUCAUGGGCGCCGCCAUUCUGCUGGGCGGCGUGCUGGUUGUGGGUGUCCUGGGAGGCCGUUUUGGGAGAUGG
Cladocopium goreaui is the source of this 347-nucleotide messenger RNA. The record is from the annotation of a GenBank genome assembly. Lineage: Eukaryota; Dinophyceae; Suessiales; Symbiodiniaceae.